CCUCGUUAGUUGAGAGUCAAAUUGAAGUUUGUCCUACUCUUGGAUCGCAGAGAGGAAAGCGCAACUUGACAAGGUUUAUUCUGUGUGCUAUACUUUAUCCCUGAAGUAGGGUGUUAGCUGAAAUGUCUUCUCCGCUGAGUUCUUCCGACGAGGACCUUCAAUCACAACCAGUGACGAAGGAGCGGAAAAUUCAAGUGUCGAGUCUACCAUUCAGUGUGGAGGCGCUGAUGUCGGACAGACGGACGCGCUGCGACUUCACUGGUAAACCGGAGGGAGCUUUGUUUGGCACACCCCGGACACACACGUGUUUAUCCAUCUCCAGAGAUUCCUGCAAUUCCGAAGAAUUUCCACAGCACUUUGUCCCGACGUCGCCCGUUAAACCUGAGGCAUCGGAGCAGGACGAGUCUGUACUCUGGGUAAACAGCCAAAGCUUCUCCCCAACAACACGACAGCUCGCUCCCAGCUCCUGCUCCCUGCGGAAGCACAAGACCAACAGGAAGCCGCGGACGCCCUUCACCACCUCCCAGCUCCUGGCCCUGGAGCGAAAGUUCCGUCAGAAGCAGUACCUGUCCAUUGCGGAGCGGGCCGAGUUCUCGGGGGCGCUCAGCCUGACCGAGACGCAGGUGAAGAUCUGGUUCCAGAACCGCCGCGCCAAAGCCAAGAGGCUGCAGGAGGCAGAGCUGGAGAAGCUCAAGAUGGCCGCCAGGCCGCUGCUGCCCCCGGGGUUCUCCAUCCCGUUCCCCCUCCGCCCACCCGCCACCGCACUCUACAGACAGGCCUACUUUCACCGACCCAUGGUGCCACUCACACCCACCGCCCUCUACGCCACGCCCAUCAGCUACAGCAUGUACCACCUGUCCUGAGUCCGUCAGCGGAGAACCUCACCUGGGGCCUGUGUGAUAGAACUACAGAACAUACCAGAGACCGGUAGAACACACCUGAGCCCAUCCUACAGGUACAACACACCUGAGCCCAUCCUACAGGUACAACACACCUGAGCCCAUCCUACAGGUACAACACACCCCUCCUAUAGAGUCUCUCGGAAAGUGCUUCAGCUGGGAUCUAAGAUGCCAAAUUAAAAUAUGAUAUAAUGGUGGCCCAUUUUCAUGUAAUUAUUUCCUUCUGCAUUGUCUUUUGCACUUGUAUUGUCUUUCAUUGCAGUGCAAUGUUUCCUCUGUAGUGUUUGUCUGUAACAGAACUGGGUCAUAAAGCUCUGUCAGCAGUGCACUCUCGGGACUGGUGUAAUUAUAUUUAUAAUGAAAAUGCAAUAAUCUUUUAAAUACUCAAAGCAGUAAGUGUUGCGAUUCAAUUAACCACUCAAGUUGUUUUUUUCCAUUUAUUUUGGAUUAAUUUCACCACGACAGAUUUAAUAUAGUUGUUACAGAAAUAUGCAUUUAUAAUGUGAAGUUUUUUGUAUUUUGGUUACAGGUGGGAUGCCAGUAAAUUCUCCACUCAGCACUUAUUCAAUUUCCGGUCUAAAACUCAAAAAGAUAACAUUCCUUGGUUUUAAAAUGUAAUUGAAAUUUGACUCGCAUUAAAUGUUGGAGAUUUACUGGAAUGAUGAAAACGUAUUCAUAGCAUGUGUAGAAAGACCUGUCUUAUAUGUAACAUAUCCAUUAUUGCCUGAAAGUGCCUUUG
Messenger RNA from Conger conger (European conger), 1638 nucleotides. RefSeq names its product homeobox protein MSX-2-like. Gene Ontology annotation, biological process: regulation of transcription by RNA polymerase II; embryonic morphogenesis. The transcript has 2 exons. Gene Ontology annotation, cellular component: nucleus. The coding region runs from base 123 to 863 and encodes 246 amino acids. The record is from RefSeq and is a predicted model, not a curated record. Lineage: Eukaryota; Metazoa; Chordata; Actinopteri; Anguilliformes; Congridae. Gene Ontology annotation, molecular function: DNA-binding transcription factor activity, RNA polymerase II-specific; RNA polymerase II transcription regulatory region sequence-specific DNA binding.